Myxocyprinus asiaticus (Chinese sucker) is the source of this 7636-nucleotide messenger RNA. Its product is annotated as oxygen-regulated protein 1-like. Gene Ontology annotation, cellular component: axoneme. Lineage: Eukaryota; Metazoa; Chordata; Actinopteri; Cypriniformes; Catostomidae. Bases 1 to 6333 code for a protein of 2110 amino acids. The transcript has 4 exons. The record is from RefSeq and is a predicted model, not a curated record. Gene Ontology annotation, biological process: photoreceptor cell development; axoneme assembly; retina development in camera-type eye.
AUGAGCACAACUCCCUUUUAUGAUGCACCCCAGCCGAUUAUCUCAAAAAAGAUAUGUUUCUACAAGAGCGGUGACCCCCAGUUCACGGGGCACCGAAUGGUUAUCAACAGCCGCACUUUUAAAACCUUUGAUGCCCUACUAGAUGCCCUCUCCAAGAAAGUGCCUCUGCCAUUUGGGGUAAGGACCAUCACAACACCCGGGGGAACACAUGCUGUCUGCACCCUCGAUGAUCUGCAGGAUGGGGCUUCUUAUCUGUGCUCAGACCAGAGGAAAGUCAAACCUUUUAACCUGGAUGAGAUCCACAAAAGACAGGUCCCUUGGAACACUACCAGACCCAUUAGUGCAGGACGUCAAGCACGCAGAGCAAUGGUUCGGCAGCUAGUUAAGAGAAGUGAAGUGACCACAAGGAAAGUAAAAAUGGCUGAAAACAUUGUGGUGCGGACACCAAAAAGGCUGACGGUAUAUAAAAACAGGGAUCCAAGCAUGAAGCGAGUAAUUGUUAUUCAGAGGAGAACAGCCCCAAAUUUCAAAACCCUUUUGGAUGAUCUUUCUCAAGUGAUGCAGUUCCCUGUUCUGAAGCUUUACACCGAAGAUGGCAGAAAAGUUGAAGGACUUCCUGCCCUCAUUUUGUGCUCUGGGAUUGUUGUGGCAGCUGGUAACGAACCUUUCAGAAUGGGUAACUACAAUCUCCAAGGUCACACUAAAACCAUCCAGUCAAGCAUGUCUGAAUCCUUGGGUCCAACACAAACAGAGACACUACUACAAGAAAAAAAGAAACCAACUGGGACUUUCUCAAGAUCAAGGAAUUUCUCUUUAUCUUCGGAGAAAUUCCUUGUAGAGCAAAUCAGUAAGUCACUAAAUGGAAAUCUGUCAGAGCACAAUAGCAAAAAAACAGGGUCAAUGGAGACAGAAGGCAGUCAGCCAGCAGGAUCGGAGGAGAUGCAGACCUGUGACUGCAUGGCUGGUAUAGAAGAGAGGAAUUACCCCAUCAUGCCUACUGAAGAUGACAUUGAAAAAUCAUUCCGGGUCAAUGAGGAUGGCAGCAUGACUGUGGAAAUGAAGGUCAAUCUUACUAUAAAACAAAAGGAAAUUAUCCACUGGACAACUACACUAAGCCGCACCCAAGUUAAUUGUCAGCAGAGGACAGUGUGCACUUCCAAGCCAGGAUCAGGCGUGAACUCAUUAGAUGUUACUAAUGACUCAGGUAAAGAGUCAAAUGGUCCUCAUAGUCUAGAAUCUAAAGAAAUUACCACCCUCACUGACAAAUCUGUUGGAUUUAAUGAGGAAGGAAGAGAGAAUUAUGGUAGUGGUACAUCUCAAACUUCAGAAAAACCUAUGCCCAUUUAUAGAAGGCUACCCACUCCAGGCCCUAGACAACGAAGUAAAGAGGCUUCAGUGGAAAACAUUAAAAGGGUUUCAGAGACUGAGGUUCAGGAGAGUACAAUGGGUUCAUACUCGUACUUGGAGCGGACAGCACAGGGAGAACUGACAGAGGGUUACUGCAUGGUCAGUCGUAGCAGUAGCAGCAGCACAAGAACUGUGUCAAAACCCAAGAAGAGCAAAUCAGGAGAGGUCAAGCAAAAGAAGUCUCACUCCUCUUUCAGAUCAACAGGUGUUGCAGAGGUUCUUCAGUUACAAAACAAUGGGACAAUGGGAAUAACAGACACUGUGCUACACAUAUACAAAUCACAGGGCACAUAUGACAAUUACUAUGCAAAUAAGCAGGUGGAUGUAGAUAAUAAGCCUGGAUACUGUACUAAAGCUUUGCUUUGCAGUAGGCCUGGCUCAACAGAUUCAGAACCCCGGUCAUCAAGUAAUGACAGCGAUGUGGAUCUAGCUAGGCAGUCCACAAGUUCCAACUCCCGAGAAGGUGAAAAAACUGACAUGCUGUUAUUGUCAUCUGUCUAUUCAACACCUCCACAAAAGAUAAGUCACAAUCUGUCUGUCCUCACUGACAAUAAAAAACAAGCCUUGGUAGAGUCCGAAUCCACAGAUAAGAAAACCAUGCUGCCAGAGGUAGCAAUGGAACAAGACUCAGAGGUUAAAAGCAUUAAUGGAAGUAAAAGAAAAAAUACAUCAAAGUCUAAAAAAUCACAGAAAGGGACUUCUUCUGAAUCAUCUGGGCCUGUGAAAAGAGUAAAGGGCAGUACUCCAUCCUUUUCAAAAGACCUCCAAAAGACAAAUACCUCUGACACACUGAGCCACACAGGAUCAGAGAAAAAGACUCGUAGUUCAGCGGAAAGUGUCAAACUUGAACACAAAACUGGAAGAGAUAAAAAUAAAAAGACAUUGGAAAGUUCCCCAAAAAGUAGAAACUUGAAUCCCAACAUAGGACAUCAAAGAAGGUCAGAGAAAGAGAUCAAGGUACUAGAUAAAACCAUCAGAAACCUCUCAAACAAAGUAAACACAAGUGACUGUGACUCUCCAGGGCCUACUUUAAAGAAAAAAAUAUUAGAUAUUCGGUCAAUGGCCCAUCCAUCACCAUUAAAAAAGAUGCUGCCAAAGCAAAGAUCAGUGAAUGGCAACAGAUCAAAAUCCCCAAAACGAAAACAGGAGAUGAGUGAGAGCGUGUCCUUGCCAGUGCUACAAUCAUCACCCUCCAGUGUGAAUCAAUAUGUUGAAAACUGGCUGAAAAAGAUUCAACCAGAGUAUGUUCCCUAUGAUGAUGAGACAGAGAAUCCAGAGAAUGUACCAAGGGCAGUAUUCCAGAUAGGCAGUGACUCUGCAGAUGGCUCUGAGAUUAAAAGUGAACCCGAAAAUGACAGCGUAUUGGAUGAAGGGCCAUCUCUUGAAGAAAAUGCUGUCGAGAGGCUGGUGUCUCGUCCACCUGUACAAAUAUGUUGUGAGGGAGAACCAGUCGAGCCACAAAAGUUGAGAGUCUUUUGUAAAUCAAUGCCAAGUGUGAGGGUACAUGCUGCUGAACAGGAGGGCCUUGUAAGACUGCACAAGUCAUCUGAGAACUUGGUUUCCUCUGACCCUUGUAUUAAGGGUGGGACAUCACAAGGCGCAGAGCUUAACAUUAGGUCAGGCAUGAAACCAGUUUUGGAACAGUUAUGUUUGUCUAUUCAGUCUAUAAGACGGGCUUCGAGUCAGCCAUGCAAACCAUCCCAAGAGAAGGAAAAGUCCAGUAGUCUCCCAGAUUUCUCAUCUCAGUUGGCCUCUUCCUUUGGUUCUCCAUCUAGAGCUUUUCUGUCCUUUUUGUCACUAAUGACUCUGAGAGAUGGCAUUUCCAUCCUUGGAAAAGAUGAGUCACAAUCCAGCAACUCAGGCAGCUGCCCGGAGGCCCUGCAGGUCAUGCAGUCUUUGGAAAAAAUAGCUAAUAUUGAAGAUGAGGAGGAGCUUAAGGCCAGCUUGACCAGUCUCCAAAGCUCAACCUCUUCCCAAUUAAAACAGUGCUGGAGAGAGUUCCAGAAGAAAAAUGUAAUUGGAGAGAGUCCACCGCUGUCACCAAGACAAUCCGAACAAGAAUUUGCCCUGCAGGUGGACUCAGGAGGGGAAGGGGAGGAUGAGGAAAAAGAGCCUGAUUUUGGAAUAGAACAGUUAAUGAAUGAACUGAACAUGUCUGAGAAUAUUCGCAGAGAGAUUUCCUCUCUUGUUGAAGGAGAGCUAAAGAGUUCUAAUCAAACAAACCUGAGCAAAGGAAAUUCUGAUAGCACCAGGGACAUAUCAGGCAAAGAAGAGGAAAAUGAUGCUUGCUCUAUGAGCGGUAGUUUAGAGAAAGCUGCUGACAUGGAAGAGGACUAUUUCAAGGAGAAUAUUGGUCAAGACAAUCACACGAGCAAAGAUGAGAUGAUUGAUGAUCCAAAAGAACCAGAAUCUCAAGACAUGCAUUUAAUUCAGUCUCAUUCCCAUGAAAAUGUGGAAACAGACCUAGUUCAUGAAGAUUCUUGUAAAGCAGUGCCCAAUCAAAACCUUGAGGAAAAUUGUAGCGAUUCAGGAACAACAGAGGUUUUAGAAACUACCGAGAACACCCAAAAGUACACUGUGAAAAUGGAAGAAAUGGUAAUGUAUGACGAUUUAGAAUCUGAGGAUAGCGAUGCAGAAGAAAACCAUUCUCCCACAUCAGAACAAAAGAUAACAAAGAUAACUGGAGAAGAAGUUUCUGAGCUCUCUGAUGACCAAGACAGUAUGUCUGAAAGAGAGAACAAGACAACACAAGAGAAUAUAGAGGAAAGAGACUUUAAUGCAGAGGAGGACACCAUUCAGAAUAUCAGAGGACAUAGUGAACAGUCAGAUGUUUCAGAACUCAAAGACACAGAUGUCAAACACCUGUGUUCAGCAUCAGAAACUGAGUGUGUACAGUUUCCCGACAGAGAGACAGCUGAAAUACAAAAGCAACACUGUGUCAGAAUGGAAGAUGAUCAUUCUCAUCUAAAAGAAAGGAAUGAAGAAGAAGGGCACAAACAAGAAAAUAAGUCCAUCUUAUCAGAAUGUGACAGUGAGUCCCAUCACUCAGAGCUAUGCUCUGAGGAUUAUCAGUCUGAAUCACAUUACUAUAAUAAAGAGGAACUUAGACAGCAGACAUUAGAAUCAGGUAGCCAAGAAAAUGAUCAAUUAAUGUCACCCGAUUUUGAAGAUCCAAAGACAGAGCAACAGGAAGAUGCUACACCAGAUAUAUCAGAAUGUGAGGAUCCUGAUCCACAUAAUAAUUACAGUAGCCCUGGGUGUGGUAGUAAUGAUGAAAAUGAUGAAAAAUCUGUGUACAAUAAAACACAACAAAUUGAAAAUGGGCAAUUGAAAGAGCAUGACAGAAAUUAUGAGAAUGAAGAGGUCUCCAAAGUUUGUAAAUUGGUCGAUCCAGAUGCUGAACCAGGCUCUUGUACCAUCUCAGAUUCUGAGGCUGUGGAUGAGGAUGUGAUAGAAAAAGAGUCAGGGUCAAGCACAGUCUGUGAUUCAGAACAUGUCUGUAAGGUCCAGGCUUUAGAAGAAGACAGUUUCAUAGACAAAAAGUACAGUUCUGCUGAAGAGCAUAAUGUAGAAAAGAACGAGGAGGGUAGUAUACUUAAUGCACAUAACAGGCUGAUGGAAGAGUAUGAUAGUAACAAUGAGGAUGUUGAGAUCUCUAAAGUCUGUGUUGAUAAUAAAGACUCUGUGGAAAGGGAGUCAAUCAAGUGUAUGAGAACAAAGACGAGUGAACACAAGUUAGAGGAGGCAGAGAAUUUGGGUAUGGAACAUGGCUAUCACUAUUUAUUACAUCCAACAGAGAUCUCACAAGAGCUGUUGGACUUAAUCAAUUCAGCUUUGUUGUCAUCCACCCUGACUGUCACAUAUGAUUCAAAUGGAAACCUCAGAAUAGAGCCAGACAAAUGUAAAAUUAGGAAAAUGUUCAUGGCUGAACACAAGGCAGACAAUCAGUAUGGCCAGAAAUGCCUCCCAAGCCCUAAUACAUCAGAUCUCUCUGAUUACAGGCCAGAGACAUCAGACAAUGGUGAAUACCAGUCACAGGCCUCUAUGGAACAUUCAACUGAGAGUGGAGAAGAGGCAGAGAGAUUACGCAUCGUUCAAGAAAUCAUAAAACAAAGCUCUCAUAAUCCAAAGAGCCGAAACCAUGUGAAAGUGAAUCGCUCCAUGAAAUCCUCUUCAGGGACUACAACAAAACACACUCCCAGUUCAAGUUUAAAAAGCAACAACAGUCUUGCCUCUUUUCAGGAUUCUACAGGUGUAAUACAGGAGCCAUUAUGUUACAAUAGAUCAAGUUCCCUUCACAGAGACUCAGAAUCUGUACAGUGCAUGGCUUUAAAUGGUGAAGUGGACUCUGGAGAGGGAGUGCUGAUUGAUAAAGGCAGGUGGCUCCUCAAAGAAAAUCACCUCAUCCGUAAUUCUCCUCCUGUGCCCAUGGGAAUGUAUGGAAAUGGAGACACCACAUCCGCUGACACAGCUCAAGACAACGCGAGUGAGGAGGCACCCUACCCGUUUUGUGAGAACCAACACUCUCCUCUAGCUGUAAUAUCGUCCUCUGAGCUGGAGGAUAUGGCUAAACCCCCUACGCCAAAGUGUACAUACUUCAAUAUGGUACAUAGUAGUGAUUCUGAUCCUCUUUUGGAUGCCCAAAGCAUCAACAGUGGUAACAGAAGGGACACUGGGAAGAACAAAGAACUUAGGGUAGCACCAAUGGGGGAGUCUUCCAAAAUGUGGGCAAAGAAAAAUGGAAGUCUGUCCUCAUUUGCAUCUGUAGAGUUCAAACUGCCAGAUGGGAAAGUUCAUCCACAGGAUGAGCCAGUGUCUGGUGCUGUGAAUGCUAACAGGUCUCAGAGAAUAGAAAGUAGGACACAAGAGGAGGAGUCAAGGGAAUGGUUAAAUCUCAGGUGUGGGCAGCACUGCCCAAUACUGUAGUUUAACAAGGAAAAUGUACCUGCUAUUCAUUAGGAGCUGUUCUACCUAAGGUAUUGAUAGAUUUUGGUUAUGAUUAAACUCUUUGAACAGCACUGCACAUAUAAUAAAAAAGACAUACAAUCUUUAAAUGCAGUGAUAAGACUUAAUUAUCCUCACUUUGGUGCCUGCUUCAACAAUGGUCUUGUGAGCUUUCAGUAUUUAACUCUUUCAAACAUAUUCAUUUGGAAAUACUUUAAGACAUGUCUUUUUCAUUGCAGAUGGGCUAAGUUGCAAAAAGAUGAUCUGAUUUACUUGAAUUUAUUGAAAUUCCUAAGUGAUAUUUGCCAUAUGACUCUUUCUGACUAAUCUUUUUUGUUGCAUUUGUUCCCUAAUGUGGAUCUGCCUCUUGAAUGUUGAAUGAUUCACCCUCAAAAUACACUUUCUGAGUUUUGGCUUCAGAGGUGUGCAAAGAAAUCUUAAAGGGAUAGUUUGCCCCAAAAUGAAAAUUCUGUCAUCACUGACCCACCUCAUAUCGUUCCAAACCCAUGUUACUAUUUAUCUUCUGUGCCUUUGUGUUUCAUAGAAGAAAGAAGUUGUAUUGGUUUGGAACAGCAUAAGAGUAAGUAACAAUGACAGAAUUUUCAUUUUUGGGUGAACUAUCCUUCUAGGGGGCAUCACUCAUAACAAUGCUUGCGGAACAGCACUGAGGAAUAUCCUUUAAAAGGGUUGGUCUGUUAAAUUGAUCAUUUCUAGGUGAUCAAUCAAUAUGUGUUACCACAAAAAAAUAAAAAUAAAUACUUCAUCCAACCAAUUUGGUUAGGAUGGCAGAAAAGUAAAAACAUUCCUGCUUUCUAAUAUUUUUUGGGCCAUCAUUAUGUUUUCAUUGUGUUUUCAUAGGUCAGGCAGCACACUAACAAUCACAAUAGAUAAUGUGGUAAACCCAUUUAGCAGCAUAUUGUUUUUCACACUAAAUAAUUAUUGUGUGAAAUGGUUGCUCUUUCUCACUUUGAGAUUUUUUUUUUGUUGUCUUUUCUUGUUCUGAGAAAUGCAGUUUUUUCAAUACAUUGUUAAUUUUUAUAUGCUGGAGAAGAAAAAGGUGUAAUAAUCUGAUUGUGAAAGCAAUCAAUAACUGCAGCUGCCAUCAUUACUACAUUAAAUGUGAUUCUCUAUAUUGUGCAAAAGAUAAAUAAAAAUAUACAUUAAACACAUCUUUAAUGCACUGUAAUUGAUUACAGGGUAUACAACAGUUGUAUCAAUAUAUUCUUCUAAUCUGAUGUACAUAGUCAUGCAAACCUUACAAUAAAAACGUCCUGUUGAUAAAUAA